Ilyonectria robusta is the source of this 1744-nucleotide messenger RNA. Its product is annotated as glycosyl transferase family 4-domain-containing protein. Gene Ontology annotation, biological process: protein N-linked glycosylation; dolichol-linked oligosaccharide biosynthetic process. Gene Ontology annotation, cellular component: membrane. The record is from RefSeq and is a predicted model, not a curated record. NCBI's taxonomy places the organism in Eukaryota, Fungi, Ascomycota, Sordariomycetes, Hypocreales, Nectriaceae. The transcript has a single exon. The coding region runs from base 187 to 1593 and encodes 468 amino acids. Gene Ontology annotation, molecular function: UDP-N-acetylglucosamine-dolichyl-phosphate N-acetylglucosaminephosphotransferase activity.
UCUACUGCAACACCCCCCCUUCCCGCGCCGCGACCGCCUCUUUUCUCCUCCUCCUCCUCCUCCUCCUCCUCCUCCUCCUCCUCCUCCUCCUCACGAUGCGCCGCCGUCCGACCCCACGAACAAUCACCAUCUAAACGUCUCAACUCCACCCGGCGCUCCGUCGACUUUGCGCCUCCCGCCGCCAUCAUGACGCCCGCACCGUCAACCUCGCUCUCCCGCACCGAGCUCAUCACCCUCCUCUCCCUCUCCAGCGCAUCCGUCGCCGUCCUCGCAAACACCUUCCAGGGCGAUGGCGAACCCCUCAUCGCCUGCCUCUCCCUCUCCCUGCUCGCCUUCUCCCUCUGCUACGCCAUGAUCCGCUGGCUGGGGCCCACCUUCAUGCGCGCCGGCUUUCGCGGCCGCGACAUGAGCAAGGCGCACAAGCCCGAGAUCCCAGAGUGCAUGGGUGCCAUCUGCGCCGCCGUCUACCUCAUCACCGUCAUCGUCUUCAUCCCGUUUCCCUUCUACAAGGACAUCGUCGCCGCCACCAGCGGUGGUGGAAACCGUGAUGUGGUCGUCAAGCUCGAGGAGAUCAACCAAGGCCGCUUCUUGCACCGCUUCCCCCACAACAAGCUCGCAUCCUACCUAAGCGCCAUCAUCUCCCUCCAGACCAUCGCGCUCCUAGGCAUUGGCGACGACCUCUUCGAUAUCCGCUGGCGUCACAAGUGGUGGAUCCCCGGCCUCGCCUCCAUCCCCCUCCUCGUCGUCUACUUUGUCGACUUCGACGUCACAUCCAUCGUCAUUCCCGUCCAGCUCCAGCCCUACCUCGGCGAGCUCUUCGACCUUGGCGCCCUCUACUACCUCUACAUGGCCUGCGUCGCCAUGUUCUGUCCCCAGAGCAUCAACAUGCUGGCCGGAAUCAAUGGCAUUGAGGUCUCUCAGUGCGUCGUCAUCGCCGUCCUCCUCGCCUUUAACGAUUGCCUCUACCUCUUUACGCCCUAUCCCCACCCCGCCACCGACUCCCACCUCUUCUCCCUCUACCUCCUUCUUCCCUGGAUCGGUGUCUCUUGCGCCCUGCUCUACCACAAUUGGUACCCCGCCAAGGUCUUUGUCGGCGACACCUACUGCUACUUCUCUGGCAUGGUUUUCGCUGUUGUCGGUAUUCUCGGCCACUUCUCCAAGACGCUCGGUCUACUUCUCGUCCCUCAGAUAUUUAACUUCCUCUAUUCCUGCCCCCAGAUCUUCGGCCUCAUCCCCUGCCCUCGCCAUCGACUCCCCAAGUUCAACGCCCGCACCGGCCUCUUGGAACCCUCAAUCACCCCCUGGUCCGCCGAGCGCCAACCUCACCCCCUCGUUGGUCAGGUCCUGCACCUCCUCGCGAAGCUCCGCCUUCUCAAGGUCGCCACCGACGAACAAGGCCGCUUCGUUGAGACGAGCAACUUCACCAUCCUCAAUCUGUGGCUCGUCUGGCGCGGACCCCUGCGCGAAGAUCGCUUGGCCUGGGAGGUGACGCUCCUCCAGCUUGUAGUUGGCCUCUUCGGCCUCUUCGUUCGGCAUCGCCUGGCCCUGUUGGUAUUUAAGGAAGACAACUGGGGCACGGUGCGCCACGGAUGAUUCGAGCCUGGAUCUACAAGAAAAAUCAUACAAAAACGACGCCGCAUCCGCAUGUAUACUAGAAUAGAAGAAAGACAGGAGGCCAUGAUCCAAAGUCGUACAACUGAUAGCCACCAUAGACACAGCAUUUGAUUAAAAUGAUACCCCGACA